Symbiodinium pilosum is the source of this 3721-nucleotide messenger RNA. The record is from the annotation of a GenBank genome assembly. NCBI's taxonomy places the organism in Eukaryota, Dinophyceae, Suessiales, Symbiodiniaceae.
AUGUGUUUGGGUCUGGCGAAGACGGUGGCAACCAAGGUGGUGCUUCGCGCUGGAGGAGCCUCGGAGCAAAAGCCCACUUCGGCGAAUCGGUGGGACCAUGCAUUUUAUCAGUCUGGGUAUAUUGGGUCUUCGGUUGUCUUUCACAACGGCGAUGCACGGGACGCGGUCGAGACGCUGCCGCCGCAGCAGCUGAACGAUGCACUGGCUGUGUCUUUCUGCGUCGACUUGCCGGAUGAAGCUUCUGUGGAGUCCUGUCGCGCUGUGGUCAGUCUAGUGGCGUCCUUGCAGUUGCAUCGCGAACAAUUUCUCGCUCAGGCGGAUAAGCUGAGGGAGACUAAUCCUGUCUACGAGAAGGGCGUGAAGCAGAUCGACGAACAGGAGGUGAAGUCGCUCGCGCCGCCUCCUGUUCUGGACUGUGUGCUGCCGGUGGUAGUGGGAGAGGAGGGCCCAGGCAAGAUCGCGGGCACAGGUCCGGAGACUGCCACAGAGGGGCUUGCAUCUUUGCUAUGGAGCCGCGUGUGCAAGAUUUCAACGCCGAGCAACACGGAAGUGUCUGCCUGUGUGGCCCAAAUGAUGGAGAAGUUGCGCGAGUUCGAGCGAGCAGGUGAGCGGUCAGUGGCAAAGGAGAUGGAGGCCAUGAUAGACGGCAAGUGUACGCUGUUAGAUGAGCGUGUGAGACGUCGGAUCUUGCAGAUAUAUCAAGAGAUUCACGCGUCUUGCAAACAGCUUUCGGCUGAUGAUCGACGUCGUGUGCCGGAGCGAGAGUUGGCGGUGACUCGAAGGAGCCGGAGUCUGCUUUGGAUCCCGGGCGGGGGUCGUACCAUUCCGCAUUUGUAUGUGACGCGUGGAAAGAAGGCCUUGAGUCUGUGGGAUUGGAGAAUCUGGACCAUGGCAAAACCUCGUCUUUGGCGCUACGGAGAUGCUGGCAAUCUUUAUGACCGAGACACUUUGCUGACGACCACUGACUGGGCGGCUGCACUUCUGCUGCGUGAGGAGUUGGAGUAUGACGUCGGGCCAGAGAAAGGCUACAAGAGUCCUGUCCAGAAUCGGAUCCUGCCGGAGAAUGCCGGCUUAAAAUCUUUAAAUGAUAACACGGUUCCUGGGGUGGUGCGAGAUGCUAUUACUGCAACGCGCAAGGCGUCCAUGACUGUUGUGGGUACGGAUGGCCGUCGGGAGCUGUGUCGUCACGAAGGUGUCGCUUACAUGGAGACUUUCGAUGACCCAGUCGGUCAGACUGUCCAGUUCGAGCUUUUGAUUCCUUUGUUCUUACUGCGUGCGCUGAACGUUCGUCCGGAUACUUUGGCCUCUCGUGGGACGGGACGUCCUCCUGUUCGGGAAUGGUGUAGUGAUGGCGCGGCUGCAGCUUCCACGGGCGCCGGGAUGGUUGGCCCUAUUCUGGCAUUUCGGGGUGAGAUAGCUUCGGUGCAAGCCGCUCCUCGUUUGUUUGGUGACUUGGAACCUGGUUCGCCGGUGAAGAUUGCGUCCGAGGCCCGCGACAUGAGCAAGUUCGAUGACGGCUAUACCACGAAGCCGAAUCCUGGUUUGGGAAGUGUGUUGGAGAUGCUUCGACAGGGGGUAGAGCGCCUGGAAAAGGCGCGAGCGGAACGAGAACGAGACAGAGACGCCGAAGCCAAACGUUGCGAACUUGCAGGGGAAGAGUUGCCUCGUUACACGUGCAGGAACAUCUUGUUCAGCGAGACACUCAAGACGUUGGGUCGCCUGAGUUCGUCUUAUCGCAGAUGUUACUGGAAGAGUGCUUCCGAGGUGAUCUUUCCGCUGCUUCAACAGCAUCUAACGUAUGCGUCUCAUCGGACUUGGAAGUUAUACACCAAGAAGGCGGUGUUUUUUGCUCUUGCAGCCUUUCGCCGUCUGCACGGCGACUCCGUUGCACAAGCGUGGACUCAGACAGUUGAUCACGGCGAGGCCGUUGUGUAUCGAGAAGGCUUGGACGAUGUGGUCAUGUCAGGACGGCGUAAAAUGCGAACUCGAGACGAGCUUAAGUGCGAGGAGUUGGUGUUCUUUGUCGGUCCGCAGGGACAGAUUUGUCGGAAUGCGCAGGAAGUCUUUGAUCGCGAUCAAGCACUUCGGAGGCUGAAGAAAGUGCACCAACUGACUUUCAUUCAGGACCUUCUCCAGCAGAGUGCGGCGGAGGAAAGAGUGGUGCAAAACGUUGCCCAGGGCACCUGCCCGAACUUGCGAGCAUUUCAGGCGACUGGCGAGGACAAACGCAUCGCUUCUGAGCCUCGUGUUCCUAUGUUCGAGGGUUUCACAGUGCCCCCGUUCGAGUACGAUCGCGAGCAUAAUGCAAUGUACAAGCAGUUGCAGUGUCGACCUUUUGCAGUUUCUGCGAGUCCUCGCAACACUCAGAGCCAGGACGACUUGGUGCUCGAUGCGUUCACUAAGUUGUGCCAGCCUAGACAGAAGACGUCGGAGUCUGCGCGCGUGGCGGUGUUUCCUUCUCUGUGGGAGACUCACGAGGUGCGGGCUGCCAUGCUUCAGCAGCUGCGAGAGAGGCUAGCAGGCAGUGAGUGCGAGCAAUCCGGGAUGGACAGCUUGCAGAACUCGUUCGCCGACUUGUCCGACCGUAUCCGUUGUUCCGAGUAUUCUGCAAUGCAGGCGGUGGAGCGCUUUGCCAACUUGGAAGGUUUGGCCAGGGCUCGUCAUGAGAAACCGAAGAGGCGGCGUGACGAGGAUCAAUAUCUCCUGGAAAAGGUAGCUCAGGUGAUGACUCCGGGCGAAGAGGGAGCGGUUGCUACUGUGAGAGACAUGGGUGCGACGGCGCAUUGGUUGCCGCGGGAGUGUGUGCGGCUCUCAGACCAGACAGUAUACCAAUGGCCCUCGGACUUGUUGGCAGACCUCGUCCAGAACCUGCCGCCGCAGGAGGCUCUCAAUGAAGAUCAGAAAUUGUUCCGGGCGCGUUUUGGCGUGAUCCUGGACGCCGUGUUCAAAGAGGGCGGUUCGGGCAAGACCUACGUCGCGCAAAAGCUGAUUUUUCCGAUUGUGCUGUUUAUCUGGCCCCCGGAAGAUGGGCGAGAGAACCUUGCGGGUGGUGGUGGCAAGGAGAGCAAGCUCAAUCGCAAUUGGCAAUCGUGUCGCGUGCUGAUCAUGGAAGAGAUCUGCAUGAUUUCCGCACUGUUGUUCAACAAGUUGGAUUAUCGUGCCAUGCUGGGCCGUCGCGAGUCGCAUCAUCUGUCCCCAGACGAGUAUCACAGGACAGGUAAUGCUUUCGGCCGCAUUCCCAUCACGCUGUACCUUGGAGAUUUUCUUCAGUUGCGUCCGACUGGGCAGCUUUCUCUGGUGGCAGACAUGGAUGAGAAGGACAAGGGUGGUAAUCUAGUUUACAAUGAUGUGCCGCCGGAGGUGACGCAUGCGCAAGCCGUCUUCGAUCGGGUGCAUGACGUGUUCGAGCUUCGCGGGACUAUGCGCUUCGUUCCUGGCGAUUCUUUGGUGGAGUUGCUCCAGUGUAUGCGUGCAGGUUCGCCUUCCCCGGAGGAGGUGUGGACGGCUUUCACUGCGAGAUGCGUGUCUGGUAAGUUGUUGUCUUUAGAUCAGCAAUUCUUUGACGAGAAUUUCCGCUCUGGUUUCUGCAUGUCGAGUCACUGGAACUCGCUUACUCGCAUGAUGAAUCGUCGAGCCAUCUUAGAUGCCGCUUGUUCUCAGGUCCCUCUUGUGAUGUUGCAGUGUGCAGAUGAGCGUAUGAAUUUGGACACGGAUGCCACUC